This is a messenger RNA of Populus nigra (black poplar), 1787 nucleotides long. RefSeq names its product sucrose-phosphatase 1-like. Gene Ontology annotation, molecular function: magnesium ion binding; sucrose-phosphate phosphatase activity. The transcript is spliced from 9 exons. Bases 347 to 1621 code for a protein of 424 amino acids. Gene Ontology annotation, biological process: sucrose biosynthetic process. Lineage: Eukaryota; Viridiplantae; Streptophyta; Magnoliopsida; Malpighiales; Salicaceae. The record is from RefSeq and is a predicted model, not a curated record.
CCUGUGUUAUUCCUUCUUCCUAAUUUUUCCUUGCAUAUUCUUCGACCACACGAACAAGAUCACCAGCAAGCUCCACCAUGUGUCCAUCUCUUUUUUUAACAAGUGUCCAAAAAACAGUUCUUAAUGAACUUUUCUGUCUGAUCUAUUUUUGUUUUUUUUACACUCUCCCAGUCUCUCUCUCUCUCUCUCUCUCUCUCUCUCUAUCAGUCCAUUAUUUUCUAGGAUUUUCACAAAAGAAGCGCCGACGAAUUUGGAUCCAAAACUCUACUCUCCAUCUUUAUAAUUAUCACAUCAUCACCAGCACAGAAUAUUAAGAAAAGGGGUUAAAGUUUGGGAUAGAAAAGCGAUGGAUAGGCUCAAGGCUCCUGCUCGCCUCAUGAUAGUUUCGGAUCUUGAUCACACAAUGGUUGAUCAUCAUGAUCCCGAGAACAUGUCUCUUCUUAGGUUCAAUGCCUUAUGGGAGGCCUGUUAUCGUAAUGAUUCUCUGCUAGUUUUCUCCACUGGAAGAUCACCUACGCUUUAUAAGCAGUUGAGAAAAGAGAAACCCAUGUUAACACCUGAUAUAACCAUAAUGUCUGUGGGAACUGAGAUCACGUAUGGCACCUCCAUGGUGCCUGAUGAUGGUUGGGUUGAAGUUUUGAAUCAGAAAUGGGACAGGAACCUAGUCACUGAGGAAACAAGCAAGUUUCCUGAACUUACUCUUCAGUCAGAAACAGAGCAACGGCCUCACAAGGUCAGCUUUUAUGUUGAUAAAGCCAAUGCUCAGAAUGUGACGAAGGCGCUAUCAGAGAUAUUUGCAAAACGUGGGUUGGAUGUCAAGAUAAUUUAUAGUGGUGGAAUGGACCUGGAUAUACUACCCCAAGGUGCUGGCAAAGGGCAAGCUCUGGCGUAUUUACAUAAGAAGUUUAAGACUGAAGGAAAACUACCUGCCAAUACUCUUGUUUGUGGUGAUUCUGGAAAUGAUGCCGAGCUGUUCAGCAUUCCAGAUGUACAUGGAGUGAUGGUUAGUAAUGCACAAGAAGAGUUGUUGCAGUGGCAUGCUGAAAAUGCUGAAGGCAAUGCUAAAAUAAUUCAUGCAACCGAGCGGUGUGCAGCUGGGAUCAUACAAGCUAUUGGUCAUUUUAAACUUGGUCCCAAUACUUCUCCAAGAGAUAUAACCAACCUUUCAGACUUUGAGUCGGAAAACAUCAGUGCCAGUAGUGAAAUAGUGAGAUUUUUCAUGUUCUAUGAAAGAUGGAGGCGUGCAGAGGUUGGAGACUCGGAGCUAUAUUUGGCAAGCAUGAAAGCUGAUUGUGAUUCAUCUGGUAUUCUUAUCCACCCAUCUGGUGCUGAGCUUUCUCUUUGUGAUGCUUUAAAUGGAAUGAGGAGCUACUAUGGUGACAAACAGGGCCAAAAAUUUCGAGUUUGGGUGGAUCGGGUGCUAUCCAUACAGACUGGUUUGGACAAGUGGCUAGUAAAGUUCAAUAAGUGGGAAUUAUCAGGGGAUGAGCAGCAAGGUUGUGUGAUCACUUGUAUAAUAAAUAUAAAGAAGGACGGUGUUUCUGGGGCAACUUACAUGCAUGUGCAUGAAACUUGGCUGGAAGGAUCAGGAGCUAAAGAUCAAUCAACCUGGCUGUUCUAGAUUGUGUUUACAGCGCAAGGCUCAGAUGCAGACAGCUCAUAACCGUCUUCGAACACAAUAAAAAUAAUCAAAUGAUGAUUUUCAGCUUUGUAAUUUGAUCAUUGUUGUAUGAACAUCAACUUCAUGGUGAUCGGCUAUUACAUGAUAAAUGAAUAUGAUUAAUCUA